Moneuplotes crassus is the source of this 359-nucleotide messenger RNA. The record is from the annotation of a GenBank genome assembly. NCBI's taxonomy places the organism in Eukaryota, Ciliophora, Spirotrichea, Euplotida, Euplotidae.
UAUUGAUCAUAAAAUGAAACAUGACAUUAAGAGAAGAAGAGUUCUUCUUGAGAGAAACUUUGUACUCACAAGAGGAUUUCAUCGUUUGUUGGUAUCAUGCGUUAUUUUUUCUGGGAUUUAUAAAUAUUGGAGAUCCCAAUACCCUAAAGAAUAUCGUUCAGAUGAAGAGGAGAAGAUUGGAAAGAACCCGAUGACCAUGAGAGUAUUAUUAACCAGAGUUUCAGGAUACGUGAAAUCCACUUUCUUCUAUCAGUUUACUCAAUCUGAAAGUCAAGAAGUGUUUUUGCCUGAUAUUAAAACUCCAGAGAAAGUAGAAGAGGAGCCUAAUUCCUCACAGAAGGAAGAAUAGAUAUUUAUAA